CAGGAAAAAGCGCCAACUUCUGCGGCACCGUCUGAAUUGUCAAACACUGUGUAAAUGGUUCGCAGACUGGAUAUUUGGUGAAAUAUAUCAGACUUACAUCUGGAAUGACUCGUUCAGUGAGGUGCGCUGUUGCGUCUCAGUAGAAAAUAGAAAUCACCAUCAAGGUAGCGGGGAACGAUGCCAGGUCUGCAGGGCGAGAACGUGGUGGCGGCGCUGGGGAGCCCUGUGAAGAAAAGUAAACUCUCUCUGAAGUUCUUCCAGAAGAAGGAAACCAAACGAGCUCUGGAUUUCUCUGAAACUCAGACAGAUGAACCCAAAACAGCUGAACCAGAGGAGCCUGAGCAAAGCAGCUGUGAUCAGGUGGUCCCUGGUCCGUCUCAAUGUCCAGCCUCACCUGGCCUUCUUCUGCCAUGUGAAAAGAGAGAGACCUUGGUGCCAUUUGUGGGGUUCAACAACCUGGGAAACACCUGCUAUUUGAACAGUAUCUUACAGGUUCUCUAUUACUGCCCAGGGUUCAGAGAAGGAGUAAAGAAGCUGCACAACCUGUCUAAAAGAAAAGACAAACCAAAGGAUGAAACUGAUAAAAGUGAAGAGCAGUCAGACUGUGCAUCUGAGGCUCUGCCAGCUCACCUCGAGCUCCUGGGGAGCUUCAACAGUCUGAUACUUUCAGUGGAGCAGCUGCAGUCCAGCUUCCUGCUCAGUCCUGACAGCUUCAGCGAAGGAGAGCUGGCUACACCGCCUCGUAAACUACUACACACACUCAGGCAGCUGAACCCCAUGUAUGAGGGAUAUCUUCAGCAUGAUGCUCAGGAAGUUCUGCAGUGCAUCCUGGGAUAUAUCCAGGAGGCCUGUGACACCAUCAGGAAGGAGCAGCAGUUGGAAAAGGAGGAUGACGACGUGACAGAAGUCAAAAUGGAAAACGGCCUCCAUUCGGUCUCCAGCAGCUCUGCCACAGCAUCCAAACCUCCCACAGAAGAGGACGGCCAAGUCAGCGGCAAGAGAAAGAGUGACACUGAGGUGGGAAAUGCCAAGAAAAAGCCAAAAUCUGUCAAGUCGAAGAAAUCUGACACUGCGGAAGACAACAGUAUAAAUGUGCCCCUCACUCGCUCGAAAAGAAAGUCCUCCAGUGACAUCGCAAUCGACAACACCCAGAGUAAAGGUGGAGAGGAGAAGGCAGAAGAGGAGAAACCUAACCGGGAAGGAGGAAGUGACGAAGAGGGGAAGGAUGAAAAAGCAUCCAAAGAGACGGAUGGGAAGAGGAAGAAGAGAGCAAAGCUGAGCUGGUUGAGGCCGUCAGGGAAACAGCCCAGUAUUUUCUCCAAGUUCCGCAGUGUGGGGAAGCUGAGCUCUACGAUUUUGAAGAACCAGAACAAAGCAGAGGAGGAACAAGAUCUGAAGGAUGACCAGAAGAAGAAGAGUCCAGAGAUGCCACCUCAGAACACAGCUGAAGACAAGAAGGCAGUGAAACAUCAAGAUUCCGAGGGCCUGGGCUUGAUGGAGCGCCUGUUUCAGGGUCGGCUGGUUCUGAGGACUCGAUGUUUGGAGUGUGAGAGCUUCACAGAGCGGAGGGAAGACUUCCAGGACAUCAGCGUCCCCGUGCUCGAUGAUCAACCUAGCAGCCCAGAUGACCUUUCUGAGGUGUCUCCAGACCCUAAACCAGAGCUGAAGACUCUAAAAUGGGCCAUCGCUCAGUUUGCGUCGGUGGAGCGCAUCGUCGGGGAGGACAAAUACUUCUGUGAGACCUGCCAUCAUUACACGGAGGCUGAGAGAAGUCUGCUGUUUGACAAAACUCCCGAAGUCAUCACCAUUCACCUGAAGCGCUUCUCCGCCAACGGCUUAGAAUUGGACCCGUACGCAGGCCUCUCUAAGGUGAACACUCCCUUACAGACCCCUUUGACCUUGUCCCUGGAGGAAUGGUGCACUCGUCCCUCGUCCACUAAAGGGCAUCACUACCAGCUCUUCGCUGUGGUCAUGCACAGCGGCGUCACCAUCAGCAGCGGCCACUACACCGCCUACGUCCGCAUGUCUGACCUGAAAGACGCCAAGUUCGGGUCGCGGAACGGAAAAGAGUCAGGGGAGGAGGAAGAAGAGAAGCAAAGUAAAGAGGGCGCACAGAUCAAAGACGAAGGGCUGGACUACGAUGAUGGAGAGGUAUCCUUCAGCCUCAAUGCAAGGGGACAGAGACGGGCAAGUCUGGCUAAAUCAGGGAGCAAAAAGCUGUCAGAGGGUGGAGUUGGACUCUUGGGAGGCCAGAGGAGUUUGUCCAGUUAUGAGCUCGGAGGCAGCAAACACACAGAGAAGGCAGGCAGCGGUGGAGCAACAGAGGGAUCUAAGCGGAGAAAAACCAUCAACAGCACCAGCCAGAACACUGAAGCUGGACUUAAAAAGGAGCCAGAGGCAGCCGAGGAGGCAUCGAUGACUCCCUGCGGCGGGGUGGAGGCCACGGAGCAGCAGGCUUUAAACAGCCUCCUGGAAUAUGAAGGCAAAUGGCUGCUGUUUGAUGACUCUGAAGUGCGUCUGUUUGAGGAGGAGGAUUUCCUGCAAGCCUGCUCUCCUGAGACGUGCUCCUCAUCGACACCUUACCUGCUGUUUUACAGAAGGAUGCCUGAACCCGGACACUAAAAUAAACACUCGGUUGCAGCUGAGCCCCCAGACUAAAGACAGAUGUAUUUUUUUAAAUCGUGCCAAAAAUACUGCGGCUGCCACAUGAACUCUUCUCUCUAUGGGACCAAGGCCAUUUCCUGCUUCAUGAACUCAUAUGCAGGUACUCAGCUGGUGGAGGCCAGGAUGGAUUCAAAGUAAUAUUUUAGAAAUAAACACACAUACUACAAAUGAUGAUCUGAUCUUCUGAAUGCCAGGGAGGACUACAACUUUUUCUUUUUUUUUUUUCCUGUACAGGGUCUUUUUACGGUCUUUACUGUACUAUAACUCCUUUGACACUGGCUUUACUACUCUGUCAAUGUCUGUACCUUGUUCUAUUUUUUUGUCUUUCUAAGUUUGUAUGGCUCAUUCUUACAAAGUGAAAAAGCACUUUUGAACUAAAGUGAAAAUGUAAAAUGUUGGGAAAUGUCUUUUUUUUUUUCCCCCAAGGCUGAAAGUUUCUCUUUUUUCUGUAAGUGCUGUAUAAUUUUUUGUUUUUUCUUCAGAAGAGCCUUUACUCACCUCUGAAAGGUUUUUCCUGUGAACCAAUCCCUUAUUUAAGGGUUUUACAUACAAACGUGUACAUAUUUUUGUAUAUCUAAAGGCCUAAGGUGAAUACCAUCUAUGCUGGUGAACCUAGAGUGUAGGACACUCAGUAGCAACAUAUACGGCUCAAAAAAAUUAAGGGAACACUGAAUCAUCACGGUGUAACGUCGAUUCAGCUAAACUUCUGGGAUCUCAAUCUAGGAAGUGAUUGUGGGUUUUGUUGUCCCCUGUCCAAGCAUCGAUGAACACUGUGUCAUUUAUUGAGAACAAAAUUACAUCAUGAAGUGUUCCCUUAAAUGUUUUGAGCGCUGUGCAAUUACAUAAAACAGUUUCUUAAUGCAAAGUUUCUGAAUAUUUUGUUGGUACUCGAGUUCACUUUUGCAGUUCAUCACUCAGCUCAGAUAUCAGACUAUUUAAGGUGCCAAUUUAUGGUGAAUGAUGCUUAAAUAAAUCUUUGAGUAAGCUAUUGGGGUUUUUUAUAGGAUACAUUUUGCAAGGUUAUAUAUAAAAUUAAAAAAAAAACAGCUUCCAUAUUUAAGUGUGUAGCUAACAAUGAACAUAUUUGAAUGUGCAAAUCAGGAUUUGAAAUUUGCAUCCGUCAUUUUGAAGCUUCUUAUUUCACACACAACUUCAGCUGUAACUUAGUUUUGUGCAGUGAGGAGGAGGAGGAGGAGGAGGAAGGGUCGACAGGGGUUAGAGGAAGAGCUGUGCCCACUGAGACCCCGACUCCCACAGCAUACCUCCACUUCUGUUUCAUGAAAGACUCAACUGUUAAGAAUUGAGAGUGCACUGGGUCACAUUGGAGGCUUUAAAAGUAAAAACAGAAUCACAAGUUUUUUUUAAAUGUUUCUAAGCCACGUGAGGAAAUUCUGUGUUAGAGUUUAGUGAGCAGUUCCACUCAAAGCUGCUCUGGGCCGUUGUCACUGUUUACAUACAGAGAUCAGCCACAACAUUACAACCACAGAGAGGUGAAGUGAAUAAUAGCAAUCAUCUUGGGAAACACGAAGCGCUGGCAUUCAUGUGGAUGUUACUUGAACACAUACCUCCCACCUAAACAAUGUUGUAGACCGACGAGGCGCCCCGCAACACCAAAAAAACCAAACUGGUGAGGAACGAACGGCUUCAGGAACACGACAAAGAGCCAAAAGCAUCACUGAGAUGUGCUACAACAAGCCAGACUCAUGGAGACCUCACCACAAAACCCCCCAAAAAUCUACUACCUGUGUCCUGGUACCAGAGAACACCCCUAGAGGUUCUGUGUCUAUGUUCUGAUGGGUCAGAGCUGUUUUGGUGACACAUAGACAAGCAGGCUGUUUUAAUGUUGUGGCUGAUAACAGCUACAAGCAGCACAAACUUUUGUCUUUUCAAGUGUCCGGCUCCGUAUAAACAUGGUUAUUCUUCUAACCCAAAUUUUAGAUUCAAGUCUUUUUUGAGACUCUUUAGCCCAAACGGAUGAUUGUCUCCUCCGCAUUUAACAUUUUAGAAUCUUGCCAUAACAAUAAGAAAGCAAAUGGACGUUUGCAUUCAGAGCAUGUCCCUGUGCGUGCUCGAGGAACUACUGUCACUAAUCAAGGAUUGAAUCCGCUGCACUGGUUCGCUGAUUUCUCAUGUAAAAUAUUGCAUUUAUAACCACAGUCAUUAACGAGUACUACGGUAAAACACAGUAACGAUGACAUCGCUCAUCUCAGGUCCAAUCACGGUUUCAGGGCUCGACUCGUACGUGUCUAGUUCAGCUUUUCACGAGUCAUUCAAGUGAUUCUCAGUUUACUAUAAAUCAUUGGUAUUUAAUCGGGAGAUGAGUAUUUAACUCACAUACAUGCAGAGUUGGUGUAAUUGUUGUAAUAAAACAGAUGCAGUCCUGAUUGGAGUGUCCUUUAAACUGUGCCCCAUUCCAGCUGUCAUUUAUGUCAAAGCUCAAACUAUAAGCAAUAAAGUUUUUACCUUCA
Stegastes partitus (bicolor damselfish) is the source of this 5132-nucleotide messenger RNA. It is a transcript of the gene usp1, whose product is annotated as ubiquitin specific peptidase 1. NCBI's taxonomy places the organism in Eukaryota, Metazoa, Chordata, Actinopteri, Pomacentridae. Gene Ontology annotation, molecular function: cysteine-type deubiquitinase activity. Gene Ontology annotation, biological process: protein deubiquitination. The transcript is spliced from 9 exons. Gene Ontology annotation, cellular component: nucleus; cytosol. The record is from RefSeq and is a predicted model, not a curated record. Bases 178 to 2622 code for a protein of 814 amino acids.